ACCGACACAGGGUUGUUUAUGUGUCGUCUGCUGUCGUCUGCAAUGACAGCCCAAAUUGGCAGGCAUUUAAUGUUUUGUAAUUAAAAAGAUGGGCGUUGUGGAAAUCUGCCCGAAUCAUCUUUGGUCGUGCGUCUCGAUUUAACCGCCGCAAUGUUGGAAUUUCCACAGUUGUGCCGUCUUUGUGCUUCAAAAACUGAAAAUGGCCUGUACAUUUACUGUGAUGAGGGUAAACGGCGGCAGGUGGAGACGAAAAUCAGACUUUAUUUACAUUUCCAGGUACUACCGAGUGACAGCCUACCCAAGAAAAUAUGUGCUUCAUGCUUUGAGGAACUUGAAGGAAUGCACAGGUUUGCUAUAAAUGCCCUCAAAGUUCAGGAUAAUUUAUCAAGAUUGGCUAAAGAAUUGCCAAUGACAGCUAUAGAUGUUUGUAAAACAUUUAUGACAAGUUAUGUCCAUGAACCUGUAGUGAUAAAUGACACCAUAGCAUCACUAACAUCACAGGAAGUAACUGAAAUGGAAGUUCAAGUCGACCCUAUGAUUUUUCUCGAAGAUGAUCAAAGUGAAGACGCUGCACAAGACACUCAAAUAGAUGCAGGAAUGGAGGCUGUUCAAUCAGAUAAUGACCUGCAAACCUUACCACAGAAUGUAGAAAACAAUUAUUUUGGAAAUAAAGACAAUCUCACUGUGCCAGAAGACAAUCUGAAGUCAUCGGAAUCCACAGAAGAAAAGGACAAUACAUGGCACAGCGAACACUCACCUCCUAAUAAUUUUAAGGAAAUCAUAAAGCAGAAGAGUGGGGAAGAUGUAGAUAAGCUUGAAUCUAUCUGUGAACCCAGUGAAGAGCCCCAAUACUCUGCAACUGAAAAGAGGAGCCAAGAGGAGCCAAGCGCCCAGAAUGGAAACCGUGCUGACUUGUGCAACAAAGAAACUACCUCAAUCCAAGAAGAUUUUUCCUCUGAGAUGAAUGUGGAGAAGAAGGCUAAAAAAGCAUCAAGUGUUUCAAAAUGUGCCAAGAAACCUGAAAGAUCUGCUUUAACAGAAAGCAUAAAAUAUACCACGUAUACGUGCCCUAUCUGCAAAAAGGUUUUUAUGAAAAGAGGAUUAUUUAAAGGUCACCUAGAAACACAUAAGACAGACCUCAAAUUCGCCUGUGAAAUUUGCUUAAGAGUAUUUAAAAAAGAAGUCAACCUCAUACGACACAGAAAGUCUCAUUCAGAAUUAACAAUCUUCCCAUGUGCUCAUUGCAACCGGGUCUAUCCUACAAAAAGCACUCUUCGAUCUCAUCUUGUCUCUCACUCUGAUGAGCGGCCCCAUGUUUGUAAUAUCUGCUCCAAGUCAUUUAAACGAAAUCAGGAUUUGAAGUUUCAUUUGAAUCAACAUAAUGGUCUGCGACCGUAUCAUUGUCCAUACUGUACCAAAGCAUUUGCAAGCUCAGGAAAUUGCUUCUCUCAUAGGAGAAGAGCUCACAUGCAAGAAAUUGAAAGAGACCGUGCUCUAAGAAAGAAUUCACUACCUUCAGAUUAAUUGCAGUAUCAUAUAGUUUAUUAAUGAUUUUUAUGAUUGUUUGACCAUAGAGUAUACUAGAGAGACAGUAUUAUCACUUGUAGUCUUAAUGAAGAGUGUAAAAUUUGGGUGAUUGAUUACAUUGAUAGUGGUUAAUGGCUCUAAUUCUAGUCCUGUUCAUCAGUGUUUUCUUCACAAUUCUUGUAGUUUGUUGCAUCUUUUUGUACCUUUGUGACUUGUGACCAAAAAAGCAAGUCUGAAAAGUCUGUGUUGGUGUGUUGAAUGAUGUUCAAAGUAAAAUAAGACGGUGUAGUAUUGUUACUUCUGGAAGGAGCAAGGAUUUGCUUUGAGAAUGUUCUGAAUUAUGUUGCAUUUAUGUAAGUAACACUUUCUUUUAUGUAGACUGUGUUUAAGUCAUCACACUUGUUGUUUUGUCAUAAAAGGUUGUGAAAUAAUCUGUUUUGUUGAUUUGUUUGCUUUCUGUUGAACACUUUUACUUGUGAUAAAUGAUAGAAAUGAGAUGUUGUGAUUCGAGCAUGCCCAGCCAUGUCAGAUAAAAGAGUUAAAAAGUAAAUAACACUUUACUUUUGUUACAGUACCUGUUUUAGUUUUAUCCCAGGAUAAAUAUUUAGAGCUAAGAUUAUGGAUUCAAAUGAACCAUUAUUAUGGAAAACUGGAUGGUGACUUUUUAAUCACCCCAGUUCGGCUGUGUAGCUUUUCCUUUUUUCUCCCUGAUUGUGUCUUCUUUUUAUGGAUUUUUACCCAGUUGAAUCAUAAAUAAUCUGAAUAGAAUUUGAUGAUUUGUGAUAUUUUUAGAAAGGUCCUUAUCCUUUUAUUUGUGAUGUAGUAAUGUUUGUUCCCUUUAAGGUCCCAUACUUCUUGUCUUAUAAUCUAGUCCAUUUGUCUGUUGCCAAAGUUUUUUCACAUUUUUCUUUGUCAACUGAACAGAUGAAUUUUUUCUUCAGAUGACUCUUAUGUUGUACUAACAUUUGUUUGAUGCACUUGAGUGUAAAAUAGACUAAGUCUGUGUCCUUAGAACUGUGCCAACUUAUUUAGUUCUCACUUGUUUCCAUGGUGUCAGAAGAAAGAUAGCUAUGUGUCUAGUGAAAGAAAAAACAUGGCUUUCGUGUCAGUUCAUUUAUGAACUUUGUAAAUGUUGUGAAUACAUUGCUGUGAAAAACAUC
Thrips palmi is the source of this 2687-nucleotide messenger RNA. Its product is annotated as transcription factor E4F1-like. Lineage: Eukaryota; Metazoa; Arthropoda; Insecta; Thysanoptera; Thripidae. Bases 151 to 1524 code for a protein of 457 amino acids. The transcript is spliced from 8 exons. Gene Ontology annotation, cellular component: nucleus. Gene Ontology annotation, molecular function: zinc ion binding. The record is from RefSeq and is a predicted model, not a curated record.